AUGGGAGAUGCUAAGUUUCAGAUAUUCUGUGAGACUGAGUUUUACACGACUGUUGAACCUGACAACUCAUAUGUGCAGAAAAUAGGAUUGACAUGGGAGAUGCUAGGUUUCAGAUGUAUUUGUUACCAACUGAAGUGGAAUUAUGGCAAUACCAUAAGGACAAUUGGACAUGUCUGUUCUUCUAGAUUCUGUGAGACUGAGUUUUACAUGACUGUUAAACCUGGCAACUCGUAUGUGCAGAAAAUAGGAUUGACAUGGGAGAUGCUAGGUUUCAGAUGUAUUUGUUACCAACUGAAGUGGAAUUAUGGCAAAACCAUAAUGACAAUUGGACAUUACAAAGAAGCAGAAGUGUUGGACAUCGACGCGUUGAACAACACGAGAAGAGCGGGCCGGAGCGUCUUGUUCUUCAAUCGUGUACCAAAAGUGGGCUCUCAAACUUUCAUGGAACUGUUGAGGAGGCUGUCCAUGAGGAAUGGUUUCUCCUUCAACAGAGAUCGCGUGCAGAGAGUCGAAACUAUACGCCUGGCGCCAAUUGAGCAGGUUCAACUUGCCACAAUGGUGAGCAGCUACGCCGAACCAUCCGUCUACAUAAAGCACGUGUGCUUCACGAACUUCACCGAAUUCAACCUGCCGCAGCCAAUUUACAUCAACAUAGUCCGGGAUCCUGUUGAGAGAGUGAUAUCCUGGUACUAUUACGUACGAGCACCUUGGUAUUACGUCGAGAGAAAGCAAAUAUUUCCAGACCUACCACUGCCGGAUCCGAACUGGCUGAAGAAGGACUUCGAGUCCUGUGUACUUAAGGCGGACCGUGAAUGCAGAUACCUGGAGGGUGAAAUUCACGAGGGGAUCGGCGAUCAUCGCAGGCAAACGCUUUUCUUCUGCGGCCACAGCGAGAAAUGCACCCCGUUCAACACGGUGGGUGCCCUGGAACGAGCGAAAAUGGCAGUGGAGAAACACUACGCGGUGGUCGGCGUGCUGGAGGACGUGAAUACCACUCUCACGGUAUUGGAAAAUUACAUACCCCGAUUUUUCCGAGGCGCCACCGACGUCUACUACGACGAGGUGAACGCGUUCACGAGGAUCAAUCGGAACUUCUUCAAACCGCCUGUCAGCGAGGAGGUGAAGGACAUGGUGAGGAGCAACUUCACCAGGGAGAUCGAAUUCUAUCAGUUCUGCAAGCAACGUCUGUACAAGCAGCUUAGAGCCUUGAAACUGACCAAGAGCACGCCUAUGUUCGAAAGCAAUAGUUUGUAACCGUGUUUACACGUCCCAGGAAGCGUCGAGGGACUCGUCGAAUUGCCAUUCGGCGACCGUCGAGGAGGACUUCCUGGAGACGUUGAAAAUAGGAUCGACCGAUGGCUCGCCGAGCAUUUCUCCGACGAGACUGUCAAGAUGGAAGGUCGAGGAUGCUAGGAAUGACAAAUAAUUCGAACUAUCUGAAUUAUCUCGGGGAUUUUCGAGUCGGCCCGCGAAAGCCCGACGGCCUUUGGUGAUAACACGACCACAAAUAUGACGCGGAUGUCGAAUGGUAGACAAUAAAGGGUAGAAUGUACGAGUCCUAGGUGUUCCUCCAGCAGGCCGCUCGCAACUGGAGGAACGCGUUUUGUAACGUAACGUAAGAGAUAAUCGAAGAAGGGAAAUUAAUCGUUGCCUUUAGCGAGGAUCUUUCACGAUCCUCGCGACUCGAAAUCGUUAAAAUUCGUAGAUCCAAGUGUCGGAUCGUUACGAAAGAAUGUUCCAAUAAGCAAUAUCUCAUGUGAUUCAGACGAGUGAGUGCUUUCAAUUCGAAUAGGACGCUUCGAUCGAGCGCCUGUUUCCUUAUUUUGUGAUCGUUUCCCCUGUAUCGUCUGUAAGCGUAGCUUCGCACUAGAUCUACCACGAUCGGUCUGAUAAUCGGUGAAAUAACGGACGAGAAACUGCUGAAAUGACGGACGAAGAAGGACGGAAGUCGAGGAAUUUUUAAAACAACAAACGAUCCAGAAGAGAUACUGAAAACUCGUUUAUAUGUAUAUUAUAAGAUAAGCUUGUAUAUUAAAAAGCACGUCAAAUGGCGAAGGUAAUUGCGUUAAGGUGGUUGGUUCUGAAAUAAAAUUUCUAAUACAAGUAUUAUUAUAGACGUCGAUACGAGUGUAUAUUAAAUUUGAGCAUGAUCCGACGUGUAGUUUGCUAGAUACGAGCUUUGAAAUUCGCUCCUCUUGGACUUAUAUAAAAAUUGAAAUACUGACAGUGGAGUACGUAUUUACCGAUAAUAAACAAUCCACGAUAAGCACUGAAUCCAAAAUUUAAUCGAAAUUAUUCGAAGCGAAAUUUUUCGUGCAAUUG
Eufriesea mexicana is the source of this 2322-nucleotide messenger RNA. It is a transcript of the gene pip, whose product is annotated as heparan sulfate 2-O-sulfotransferase pipe. The transcript has 7 exons. Gene Ontology annotation, cellular component: membrane. NCBI's taxonomy places the organism in Eukaryota, Metazoa, Arthropoda, Insecta, Hymenoptera, Apidae. The record is from RefSeq and is a predicted model, not a curated record. Bases 1 to 1254 code for a protein of 417 amino acids. Gene Ontology annotation, molecular function: sulfotransferase activity.